Camelina sativa (false flax) is the source of this 1016-nucleotide messenger RNA. The record is from RefSeq and is a predicted model, not a curated record. Lineage: Eukaryota; Viridiplantae; Streptophyta; Magnoliopsida; Brassicales; Brassicaceae.
CUCAAAGCAAUAACCCUCUAGGGUUUUAGAUUUUUCCAGGGUUUCUACUCUUCUCUCUAUCUCUCUCAGUUUUGCUCCAUUGCUUUUGUUAUUUGUUAGCGACGAAAGAUGGGUACUGAAGUUUCCACCUCGCCGACAAGCCUAAUUGAUCAGACCGUCGUUCCAGGUGAUGUUGUUCUUGAUUUGUCAAACAUGACUAACCAAACAAUCAAGCUCGGCAGUGGUCUUUUUCAGGACAAUGAUGCGAUAUCUGCUAUGAGAGCUGGGAAGUUGAGGUACACUAAGCCAAAUAAGUAUUGGGUUGAAAGUUCUCAUAAAAGGUAUAUACCACGCCCUGAGGAUGCAGUUCUUGGCAUUGUGGUAGAUUCUAAAUCAGAUAAUUUUUGGGUAGAUAUUAAAGGACCCCAAUUGGCUCUUCUACCCGUGCUAGCAUUUGAAGGAGGAACAAGGAGAAAUAUACCCAAGUUUGAGGUAGGCACACUGCUUUAUGUUCGAGUUGUGAAGACAAACACAGGAAUGAACCCGGAGCUGUCAUGUACCGACGCAAGUGGAAAGGCUGCAGGAUUUGGUCCCUUAAAAGAUGGUUUCAUGUUUGAAACUUCCACUGGUCUAUCAAGAAUGUUAUUGAGUUCACCAACUUGCCCAGUCCUCGAAGCUCUUGGGAAGAAACUCUCUUUUGAGACUGCAUUUGGCUUAAAUGGGAGAGUCUGGGUGCAUGCGGCUGCUCCUCGUGUAGUGAUUAUCGUCGCCAAUGCGUUGAUGAAUUCUGAAACUUUAAGCGGGACACAGCAGAGAAUCAUGGUAGAGAAAUUGCUGGAGAAAAUUUCAGAGUGAAAAGAGCGUGUUGUAUGCUUUUACAUUUUAUCUCUCCAGUAUAAAAAGAUAACAUUUUGAUUCCCAUCUCUGUUUUUUAGUAUUUAGGCAGAGACAUAUAGGCUCGUACUGCUUCAUUUACAUUACAGUCAUAUGUUUCUCUUUAACAUGAUUAAAAGAAAAUGACAUGAUUAGCCGUUCAA